CGGAACCUUUGUCACGAUUGGCACCGUCAUUGCCAUUGAUCAGAAGAACGGUUGGUGGCACAAAAGUUGCAAACAAUGCUUCACUUCCCUAAAGGAAGCAGAAAAUUCAUACCAUUGUGCAAAGUGCAACUCACAUCCCUUGACACACACCCCAAGGUAUGUAGUAGCGUCCACUUAAAAUUGGUUUUGAUAAUCCAUAAAUGGUGUCCAUUUUGGGCUCAUGUAUUUGUUACCAGGUAUAGCAUUAAUAUGAAGGUUGCUAAUGACACUGACACGACUAUUUUCUUGCUGUACGACAAAGAAGCCUCCAGAUACUUGGGUAUCUCUGCCUCUGAUUUAAGGCUCACACAACUGACUAAGGGAGGAGUCCACGAGGAAUAUCCAACUGAGCUGAAUGCAUUAGUGGGGAAGAAAUUCCUGUUCAAGUUAAUUGUUAAGAUGGAAGAUGUCAAUGCAUUCCAACCCUACAAGAUUGUUGUUGCUAAACUUUGUGAGGAGGACUCAGUUAUGAACAAGUUUCUUGAAAAGAACAACAUACAUGAGGACACAAGUGCCCCAUCUGCUGAGAAUUCAAUGGAGGUUCCAUUGGAUGCAUUCUCAACCCCUAAGAGCAAGAUAAUUACUGGUGGAUGGUCCAAGAAACUAAUUGAUGUCUACCCAGAAGAUCUUGAUGCAUCAUAUUCAAAGUGUAGGAAGGCCACCAAUGGCGACAACGCAACUCUUGCCAAAGUCCAUCAUGAUUAGUCAAUUUGCAACUAAAUAAGCACCUUUCAGGGGUUCAUAGUUCCCUGGAUCGAAAUCAGAAUGUGUGUCGGUGAUGUUUGUCCUUCGCUCCAAUCUGUUUUGUGUCUGCAAUGGGUUGUCCUGUUGCAAUGUCAUGUCAUCACUCGCAUGAAUAACGUGGUUUAUUCAUAAUGAACCACUGUUGUAGUUGUCUUUGUCGUGUCGUGUGUGUAAGGAAAGCAUAUGCAGUGUCCAUGACAUGUAUGUGUUUUGUGUGUCUUUUCUUCAACUUGAAUGAUAUGAUGAGCCCAUGUUAUGUUCUAAUGCCUUUGAAUAAAAAAAUGCAAGACCACGUCAAUAUAUAGUGUCUCCAU
Messenger RNA from Arachis ipaensis, 1097 nucleotides. The record is from RefSeq and is a predicted model, not a curated record. Lineage: Eukaryota; Viridiplantae; Streptophyta; Magnoliopsida; Fabales; Fabaceae.